This is a messenger RNA of Mya arenaria, 2745 nucleotides long. RefSeq lists its product as uncharacterized. Bases 41 to 754 code for a protein of 237 amino acids. The record is from RefSeq and is a predicted model, not a curated record. Gene Ontology annotation, molecular function: protein binding. Lineage: Eukaryota; Metazoa; Mollusca; Bivalvia; Myida; Myidae. The transcript has 3 exons.
GGAAGUGAAAUCAUACACUUGCAUCACAAAGACGUUUGAAAUGGAUUUCCGCAAAGUGUUGCUGCCAAUCCUGGCUAUUUUAUUAUUACAAUUUAACUAUUUGGGGUCAACAGAGCCAAGAUGUUCACGGUUCGAUUUCGAAGAGAGGCUGCUGGAAAAGAUAGUACGUCUAGAAGUCGCCAUGGAACAGAUUAAAGACCAAACCUCGGCGACCGGUAACCGGCUUGAGAACUGCAUGCAUGGAGUGGACAAGCUCACACUCGAUUUGAACGAUGAUAAGGAUGGACUUGUUGAACUUAAGAAAGACUUCGCAGUUUUUAAGACGGGAAUUUUGAAUUCCUUUGAAGAGAAAUCACGAGUUCCUACGAUCUUAUUCAAGGCCACGAAAGUCAGCAAUAAAACUCCAAACCAAGGUCAAAUUAUUGUAUUCAAAGAAACACUCAGUAACUAUGGAAACGGCUACGACACCAACUUGGGUAUUUUCGAUGCGCCGGUAUCCGGUUCCUAUCUCUUCACGGUACAUUUGUGUCCAGAAGCGGGUUUCUGGAUCGUUUCCAAUCUCGUAAAUGACGGAAGGAUACAGACCACCGAUUCAAACACUGACAAGGAGGGAUUGGUUUGUAACACCAGCGAGGCUAUUGUGUAUCUUGAGCUAUCUGGUAAAGUAUGGGUGGAAAUGUUUAAUAGUGGAUCAAAAAUCAAAGAAGAUUAUCAUAGAUUUUCCUAUUUUUCUGGAGUUCUCUUGCAUAGAUAAAGAAACAGUAUUUUGUUUUGUAAUCUUGUGAUACAAAGCAAGACAUAUCUUACGACUGACCCACUAGUGUUAUAGCUAGUUUUAUUAGACAUUACAGUAUUUACAAUGAAGUAUGUGUGUUCUUCUGUAUCUGAAUAGCUCUUGAUUGUUUAUAUCGAUUAUCAUGUUUGAUGUAAAUGUGGACCAGAUUUGAAAAUGAUUGAACUAUUAUUUGCCCUAUUCCAAAGUCAAGUACGACUGACCCUCGUGACCCUUUAUCUUACAGAGGUAUUGCACUGUCAUUUUCAAUGUAUAAGUUUUAUUGCUCAAUUUUAAAUGACAGACUAUCUAUGUGGGUAGAAAGUAAUAAUAUAAUUGUUGAUGAACGAAAUGGUUUCAGAAAGAAAAGAAGUACUGUUGACCAUUUAUCAUCUCUUACCAUUAUUAUUGACACCAGAAAGAAACUUAAAAAAUCAACAUAUUGUGCUUUUAUCGAUUUUAAAAAAGCGUUCGAUUUUAUAGACCGUAGUACUUUAUGGAAUAAGUUGACUAGUUCUAAAGUAGGAAUUGAAGGUAAAAUCAUUGUUGCACUUAAAUCUCUAUAUAAGAACACAACAUCCUGUGUAAGAGUCAAUGGAUACUAUACAGAGACCUUUGAUGUACAUUGCGGCUUGAGACAAGGAUGUUCUCUGCCCCCUUUAUUGUUUAAUCUGUUUGUAAAUGAUUUAGCUGUUACAAUGAAAGCUUUAAAUAAAGGCAUAUCAGUUGGUGAUGAAGAUAUUAGUAUAUUGCUUUAUGCUGAUGAUAUUGUUCUCAUGGCUGAAAAUGAAGAAUACUUACAGUUUAUGUUAAAUGUUUUAAACGACUGGUGUAAAACCAAUAGUAUGUUUGUUAAUUCAUCUAAGAGUCAGAUUGUUUAUUUUAGAUCUUUGUCGGUCAACAGAACCCCAUUUGUAUUCACUUGUGGUGAUAAUACUUUGCAAGUAGUGGAUAAGUAUACCUAUCUAGGGUUACUACUGAAUGAAUAUCUUGAUUAUAAUAUUACCGCCAAGUGUGCUGCCCAGGGUGCAGGCAGAGCACUCGGGCUCGUUAUGGCAAAGUGUAAGUCAGCCGGUGGUCUACCGUAUAAAAUAUUUGAUAAAUUAUUCGAAAGUACUGUGCUGCCGAUAAAAUCUUAUGGUGCCUCAAUUUGGGCAACAUAAUCCUACUCAUGCAUUAACUCUGUUGAAAGUAGAGCUAUGCGUUUCUUUCUUGGCACUGGUCGGUAUACGCCCAAUAAUGCUCUAUACGGUGAAUUUGCGUGGCACCCACCACUGGUGAAACAAUGGAAGUCUGUUGCCCAGCAAUGGCAUAAAAUAGCAAAAAUGGAUAACAAUUAAAUCAAUCAUAAAAUAUUUGACUAUUGCUAUAGUAAGAGUGGUUCACGUUGUAGAAACUGGCAGUUUGUUUUUAAAAAUCAUAUAAAUAAUAUUGGUUUGUCACCUAUGCUAGUGAACUGCAAUACCUCAUCCUCUAAAUACUCCUGUGAUAAGGUGCUAUCAUUAUCAAUGUAAAAGUUUGUAUCAGUGUGGAAAGAUAAUAUUAAUAAAGAUGUUGGUCCUUCAGGAAGAGGGCGUAACAAGCUCAGAACCUAUAAACUGUUUAAGCAAGAAUAUGUGUUAGAAAACUAUGUUAAGACACAAUUACAUAUUAAGCAUAGAUCCGCCUUAGCUAAGUUCAGAUUUGGGGUUGCCCCACUAAGACUAGAAAGUGGCAGAUACGAAAAUGUUCCAGAAAAUUUACACCUAUAUCCAAUUUGUAAAACUACAGUUGAGAAUGAAUGUUUUGUUUUAUUGUAAUGCUUAUCAGUCUAUAAGAGAUAGUUUGAUUACAAAAGCUUGUGAAGUCAAUAACAGUUAUGUUAAUAUAUGCGAUCAAAACAAAUUGAUGUUUGGACCGUACAAUGAAGAUAUGCAUAAAAUCAGUGCCAGAACCUGUUUUAUGAUUCUAAAAACUAGAAAUAACCUGUUGUA